Messenger RNA from Vigna unguiculata (cowpea), 6629 nucleotides. RefSeq lists its product as uncharacterized. The record is from RefSeq and is a predicted model, not a curated record. Gene Ontology annotation, biological process: signal transduction; defense response; lipid metabolic process. NCBI's taxonomy places the organism in Eukaryota, Viridiplantae, Streptophyta, Magnoliopsida, Fabales, Fabaceae. Gene Ontology annotation, molecular function: carboxylic ester hydrolase activity.
AAGUGUAAUUGAAUGAACCCUUCUCACUUUCGAUUCUACCAUAAGAAACGUCAAAUCUACACUAUUUCUACUUUUGCAAUGGCAAUAGCUUCUCCAGUGUUUGUGAGUUUCAACUAUGAAGACACACGCCACGACAUCACAGGUCUUGUUCUUGAUCCUCUCAGAAGAAAAGGCAUCCAAGUCUUGGUUAAAGGUGAAUCCAGAACAUUCGACCUGUUUCAAGCGAUUGAGCACUCUCGCUUUUUCAUCGUGGUCCUUUCCAAGAACUACGCGUCCUCGAUUUGCUGUUUGCGUGAACUAGUGGCGAUCAUCAACGGCGUUGAAUCUUCUCCAAGGUCCGUUCUGUCUAUUUUUUAUGGUGUCCAUGAAUCUGAGGUGCUAUCUCAGGAUGGAUGUUAUGGGAAAGCCUUUUCUAAACACGAAGAAAGAUUCAGGGAACAUAAGCAGAGGAUGGAAGAAGUGCAGACAUGGAGAAAAGCUCUCAAACGAGUAUGUUCCCUGGGUUUGCAUCUGGAAAAUGCGACAGGACAUGGAGGUUUUGAAUUUGUUCAACAUGAAAUAAAUAUUUUGUGUCCUGAAUUUUCAACUCCUGAAAAUGAAACAAUAUACAGUAGAUAUGGAAAAUUUGAAGAUAUUGUUCAAUAUAAAGAUGGAGAUGAAGUUUCAUACAAGGAGCUGCGAGGUUUGGUUCGAUUAAGGGAUUUUAUCAGCCUCAUGUUGACUUAUCCAGUGAUGUUAGAAGAGGACGGUGUAUUAAGAUCCUGGAUUAGUGCAUUUCCAGAAUGGAAAGCUGAGUUAUUUUCCACUGGUGGUUAUUCUAAACCAUGGAGUCUACUUACUGAGAAGGCACUGAGAUGCAUGGAAGGAUUCGUGCCAGUGGAAAUAAGGGCUGAAAUAGAAAGCGGUGAGACAUCCAUCUUCAACCGCCAUAAUGAUGUAAUACCAGAAGGCCUACUCCCCCUAAUUGUUGAUCUCGCAGUUAAUCAACUAAUUCAAACUUUGUUUUCUGGAGAUUACUAUGCGCGCUAUAUCAGAUUGUUGACCAGAAACUCGGCUGAAAAGGAAUCUGUAGUGAACAAAAUAGUGACAGCCUUGGAAGAUAAACACAACAUGUUUGGAAUUGGCAAAGAAUUUUUCAAGGCCGUAUGGAUCAAUGCCUUGACACGUGAGACUGAUUCGGAGGUUCAAGUUCAAGAAGAAAUCAAUAAGAUCAUGGUAAGUAUUUCUAUGGCAGAAGGUGAUGACAUGCUAACUACACUAGACACUGACGAAAAGGAGAGGAGCAAUAGGCUGUUGGUGAUUGUAGUGAAUGCAGAUAGCAACAGGGAGCUGGACCUCCAAAAAGUGCAAUUUCCACCUGGGAUAGUGGUGUUGAUAACAACUGAGUCUUCAACACAAGAGGUGAAGGAUGAUGGCUUUGGAAUUGCAUGCACAAUGGAUUUGAAUAUUUGGACCCAGGAUCAUCUGUUGCCUUGGAAACUCUUCAAUACCUAUUCGGGAAGUUGUAUCAGCUGUAACACUGUGGGUUCAUCGAUGACCAUUCAGAAAAUAGCAGUGGAAAUUGUCAAGAAAAGCCAUGGUCAUCUUCUUGCCAUUGUCCUUGUGGCAAGACAUCUUAGGUAUGUGAAAGAUGAUAAAUACUGGGAGCUUGUACUUGACAAAUUAAGCCGUCCGAAUCCUUUCUAUGAUUAUCAAGAUUGUGACAGAAUUGGCAUCAGCAGAGUCAUAGUCAAUGCAUUUGUAAAUAUUAUUUGGGAAGACCUCGAUGAUGAACUAAAGUUUUACCUCCAACUCAGUUUACCUGUUCCCAACAUUAAAAUUGGGGUGAGAGAUGAUAUCUUGGUUUCUUAUUGGGCUAAUGUAUUACGAUACGCAGAAGAGGUUGUUGAAUACAAAAGACAGUUGCAAUAUUACAUCGAGGAACUUCUAGACUGUUUUGUCUUGUUGAAAUUUGAAAGUGGAGUCGUCUAUUUGCCAAUAGAAACCUACGAUAUAAUUAAAUCAUUACGCAAAUCAAAAUCAUUAGGAUUGACGGAGCCACCUUACAUUGGACAAUGGCAUAAACUUGUGCAGAUUGAAUUGAUUGACGAUAAAAUAUGUGAACUACCCCAAUCACCAGACUGCCCUAAACUCAAAGUGCUCUUGUUGCCGGGCAAUGCCGAUUUAUUGGAUAUCCCUGAUUCAUUUUUCGACCACAUGCCUCUACUUCAACAUUUGGACUUAUCCUACACUAGUAUAAGGGAUUUGCCACCUUCUCUAACCAAAUUGAUACAACUUAAAAAAUUAUAUCUUAAAGGUUGUGAUCUCUUAAUGGAAAUAUCCCCGCAAAUUUUUCAGCUGAAGAAUCUCGAAGAGCUUGAUCUUGACGGGACUUUGAUAACCCAUUUGCCAAAAGACAUUCGAGAAUUGAUCAACCUGCAACGCUUAGUCCUAUGCUUUGAUGCAUACCAUCGUGUACUUAGUCGUGGUAAAAAAGGCAAACAGAUUUCUGACACAAUGAUAAUUCCUCCUGGAGUGAUAUCAAAUCUUACUCAGUUGAAUUAUCUAAGCCUUGACGUCGACCCUGAAGAUGAGCAAUGGAGCGAGAACGUCAAUAGUGUCUUGGUGGAAAUUUUGGGACUAGAGAAGUUGAAGACGGUGAGCAUAUAUGUCCCAAAGGCUGAUCUCUUGGAACUCAUACCCGCCAAAAAAUCUCUCGAUUUCCGAUUGGUUGUUGGUCAUCACAUGCGGCGUCUAAUAUCCCGUGUAACACCUGAACUAGAGACAAAAUUCAAACAUUUUGACUACAGCAUGAAGUUUGUUAAUGGUGUAAAUAUUCCCAAUGGAGUAGACAUGAAUCUUGGACGCUUCAAAGCCUUGUACCUUGAUCGACAUAUGACCAUCAAGAGUCUCUCGGAUUUCAAUUUGAGCAACGUACGCGGGUUGAAAGUUUGCAUAUUGGCGGAAUGUAAUGAAAUGGAAACAAUUGUCGAUGGAGGUAAUUCACAUGAUGAACCUGUUUCUCUAAUGUUGGAGUUCUUAAUUGUAUUUUAUAUGAAGAAUUUGAGAAGCAUUUGUCAAGAUUGUACUCCCUUUUCGUACUUAAAGUAUAUAGUGUUACGUACUUGUCCCAUGUUAACUACUAUCUUCACCUUGCGUACUUUGAUCAGCCUCCCCUUUUUGGAAGAGAUUAGUGUUGAAGACUGUCAAAAAGUAACCACCCUAAUAAGUCAUGACUCACCAGAAGAACGUAGAUCAGCGUUUUCCCUCCCUAAGUUGAGAGUGAUAUCGCUUCUUUAUCUUCCCAACUUGGUCAACAUUUUUAAUGGCCUGCGUGUUGAUCAUGUUUUAGAAGAAAUGAUUUUCUAUUGUUGCCCAAAACUCCAAAGUCUUUCGAGAUCGGAGUUGCCAUGGGAAUAUUUGAAGUUCAUCAAAGGAGAAAGCAUGUGGUGGGAAGCAUUGGAAUGGAGUGUCUCAGAGUGGGGUUAUGGUGGUCGACCCAAAAUCUUUGAGCAAUUUUUUAAACCAAUUAAUGUCGAGGCUGACAUGAUGAACCUACUAGCUGCACAUCAAGAGACUCAACUAAAUGAAUAUCACGGUACAAUAUAUCAGGGAGUUUCAAGUUCUACCGAGUUGAUGACGAUGAAUAUACAUUUGGAAAGACCUCUUUUGUCCCCUUCAACCUCAGUUUCAUUAUUGGGUAGUUCUGAAGGUGAAGCCCAAACGCAGAAAGCCGAUAUUGAGCCAACAAUAGGACAACAACCGUUGUCAGAAAGGAAAAUAAAGCAGGGUCGUGAAGGAACAAGUCUUCACCCCGAAGCUGUGAAAAUGAUACGUACAAAGAGUGAACAGGUUUCAGAUAGAUUUUCCUCGAUAAAAUAUGAGCAGAAGGACAUUGUUGGAGCUAAGUAUCAGAGAUUUACAAGUGGAAUUGUGCAAGCACACUUUGUGGCAAGCUCUGGUCUUCUUCUAAAAACAUGGGAUGCUAUCUCCUCAUGUGAUGAAGAUGUGGUUCCCCGUGUGGGGAACGGAUUGUUCUGGAAAGUUUGUGAAAAAUCGGAUUGGACGGUUGUGGUGUUUGAGGUCAACAAUGAUUUUGAUCUUCAUCAGGAAUUGGUUUCUUCUUCUGAUCUCAAGGAGAAGAAUAAUUUCCACUGCUUUGAGUUUCUAUGUACCAAGAAAAUUCCAGAGUUCUCUGUUAAUGAGUCUGCAGUUUCGCUAUUCAUUGACAAUCUUGACGAGCUUGAUGAGUUGAAGUCCAAGAUUAAUAGCUCCCAUCCAUUGAUUGUUACUGGACAUGGUAUUGGAGGAGCAAUUGCUUCUCUCUUUACUAUGUUGCUUUUAGAGAGCAUUGAUUCAGGAAAGAAACGUCCUCUCUGCAUCACCUUUGGUUCUCCCCUUAUUGGUGACAAAAAGUUGCAGGAAGCCAUAUCACGAAGUUCUACAUGGAGUUCUUGCUUUCUACAUGUUGUCUCUUACAAAGACUCACUUCUAAGGAAUUUUAAUCCCCACCCAGUUGAUUACGUGCCUUUUGGGACAUUUCUCUUCUGUUCUGGUUCAGGUUCUACUUGUUUGGAGAACCCCGAAUCUGUUUUUGAACUACUUCUUGUGAGCUCUAUCAAUGAUCAAAGUCAAGGUUUUGAAGUAGUAGAUUAUGGAAAACUUGUGGAAAAUCUCAAUCGUAAAGCAAUUUGCAAGGACUUUACCCCACGGGGCCUGAACUUGACAAAUUCUACUUCACUGAAUGCAAGUAUCUAUUUGUUGUUGUGUGCAGCACUAGAAUUGACAUCAGAUCUGCAGGAGCUACAACACCAGAACAUUGAUAUAAAUGCUUUGGCAACAAAGUUGGAAAGACUGGAGAAUAAAUUCAUGUUCCAAAAGAAGGUGAAAUUUGAUCCAUCCAAGAAAUUGAAUUGGAUGAAGAUACACAUGGCAAAACUUGAAUGGUACAAGAAGCAUUGUAAAAGUCUAGGUAUUGGUUACUAUGACUGCUUCAAAAAUGCUGUCUCAACAAUUGACAUAGAUGCUGUUCAGUGGCAGAAAAGCCUCAGCAACUACUGGAGGGACAUUGUUGAAGAGGCAGAGCUGAAACCUCAGACAGAAGCUGCAGCUUUUAGUACUCCCUGGCUUUUUGCUGGAACUAACUACAGGAGAAUGGUUGAGCCCCUAGCCAUUGCUGAAUACUAUGCAAUUGGUCUUAAGGACUAUGAGGCUGAAGGAAGGUCUAGACAUUAUGCAGUGUUGGAGAAGUGGCUGAAAGAAGAUAAGAAAGAAAAAGGUGAUUCAUAUGGCAAAACUAGAAGGAAUGUGGAAUGGAUUUUAACAUCUGAUUCUUGCUUUUGGGCAAAGCUUGAAGAGGCUCUCCUUUUGUGUGGACAGUGGGAGAAUUUGAAAGAGAAUGAAAAGGCAAAAGGGAAGUUGCUUGAAUUUGAGAACUAUGUUUAUGAAUCACUCAAAAAGUACGAAGUAUCACCAGAAAUUUUCCUGAAGAAAAGCAGUUACAUGACUUGGUGGAAUAAGUAUAAAGGGUUUGCAGAUAAUCAUAGACUAGCAAGCUUCAUGAGCAAUCCUCAACAUUUUGAUCAGUAUACUAAGGGAGCCUAUUUUUUCCCCUGAAGUACAGUGAAUGCAAUGUGUGGUUGGUUGUACAAUAAAUUAUGAUUUAAUCAUUCUACGUUUCCUUUGUUUAUUUUGGUAGGGAUCUUGGUUGUGCUAUCCCUUCUGGUGUCUUAUUUAACUCUUGCAGUUGUCUUUCCCUUGUAAACUUCCACUCUCAUUGUUCUGGAAAAUUUGAGUGUAAUGGAAGCAUUGUAACGCCCCAACCUACUUUUGAGUUACUUCACUAAUCACUAGCAUGAUAAUUGAUGAGUCUCGGUUUUGUAGAGUUUUUCUAGGCUAAUUUUGUCUCCUUGAGAUUUAGUUUGCUUUUAUUUCCUGGUUUUAGUUCAGAUUUUCUUGAAUAAAUUGCUAAUUUUCUGAAAAUGUGUAAAAUAGAGUGGAAUUAAGUAGAUUUAGAAAUGUAAUUUUGCAGUGUUUAGUCUUUCUGAAAAAUAAAAAUUGAGUUUGAAUUCAGUUUUGAAAGUGAAGAGUGAACAUAUGAGCUUGAAAUUUCAGUGCAGUGUGAAUUUUAAGUUUCUUGUGCAGUGUAGGGUUGCUGUUUGGAGAGCUCAUUUUCAGUGCUGUGAUGAAGUAUGCAAUGCAAAGUUCGGUCCAGUUGAGGAAAUUAUUACUCAGUACAUGAUUAGCUUGGAGCAAUCAUUACUUCAAGUAUGAAUGCAACUUCCUACUAGCAGUUUUGAAGGUUGAAGAAGCUAAAUCAGUGAGCAAAGUAACCUGCACCUGUCAGUGAAGAUGACUAACCUGCAUUUGCCUUUGAAGAAGCACUGAGCAACCUAAAUCAAUUGUAAUUCGAGACCUGAAACCUGCUGAACCAGGGAGCAUCACUUGCUGCUGCCGGUAGGGAGUGGAAUGGAUAAAAUAGCUCAGUUAAGAGAUAACCAUUCACUGCAGCUAAAGCCUUGAAAGCUGGAAUGGUCACUUGACUUGGAAACAUGCUACCUGAGUAGCUGGUCUAGUUAGUUAGUAUAGUUAAUCUGAACUUAGAGUAAUCAUUGUAAUGCUGACUUGUUGCAACAAGUUUUUAGUUUCAA